AUGGGGCCUGCAACAGAUUCCGAGAAAUUCCCAAAUGAUCACACACUUGACACCGACCCAAGCCACAGCGACGAGAGCACAACCGUUGCACCAGUCAUGAACGAUGCCGAAAAGCAAGCCGACCUAGAGCCCUCACAUCAGCAGGAAGCGCGCGAGAUCGGAGGUUGGAAAUGGGUUGUCGUUGUGCUAGCCAUUUACAGCUCGCAAUUCCUAUUCGCCCUCGACCAGACCAUCGUCGCGAACGUCCAACCCGCAAUUGUCGAGCAAUUCAAAUCUGUGGACAGGCUUUCAUGGGUCAGUGUCGCCUUUCUCUUUGGCGCCGCGGGGACAAAUUUGAUAUGGGGCAAAAUCUUUUCUCAAUUCAAUACCAAAUGGACCUACAUCGCUACCAUCUUCGUCUUUGAGGUUGGUUCAGCUGUCUGCGGCGCUGCUCCAAACAUGAACACCUUGAUCGUGGGUCGAGCCAUUUGUGGCGUCUCUGGCGCCGGAAUGUACGUUGGACUCAUGACUCAACUAGCCGUCACCACCACCAUCCAAGAACGUCCGAUGUACGUCGGCGGGGCGGGCCUGGUCUGGGGUAUCGGAACAGUCCUGGGUCCAAUCAUCGGUGGCGCAUUCACGGACUCAUCUGCGACCUGGCGCUGGUCAUUCUACAUCAAUCUCUGUGUUGGUGCCCUUUGUGCCCCCGUCUACCUAUUCAUGUUGCCCAACAAGGACCCGCGCCGCGGAACCAGCUUUGUGAACCGUGCUCGUGAGCUUGACGGCGUCGGAACCAUCCUGCUGAUUGGUGCAUUCUUCUCGGGAGUCAUGGCUGUAUCAUUCGGUGGUGUCAUGUACCCAUGGAACUCGGGCAGGAUCAUUGGCCUCUUUUGCUGCUCUGGAGUGUUGUUCAUCCUGUUUGGUGUGCAACAGGCCUAUGCCAUCUUUACCACCCCCGCACGCCGCAUCAUGCCCGUCGAAUUCUUUAAAAGCCGCACCGUCUUGAUCUUGUUCGCCGUGACUGCAGCUGGUGGAACGGCUAUCUUCCUCCCCAUCUACAUGACGCCUCUCUAUUUCCAGUUUACUCGUGGAGAUGGAGCGCUUCAGUCUGGCGUUCGACUUCUACCCUUUAUCAUGUUAAUGAUCUUUGCCACCAUUUCGAAUGGCGCAUUCCUGUCUAAGGUGGGGUACUACAUGCCUUGGUACCUCGCUGGAGGCAUCCUAAUCGUUAUUGGUGGUGCACUCAUGUAUACGGUGGAUAUAGCGACCUCCAUCUCCAAAAUAUAUGGAUAUACCAUCCUCAUCGGCAUUGGAGUUGGUCUAUUCGUUCAGGCAUCAUUCUCAGUUGGCCAGGCAGUGGUCAAACCUGAACAGAUUCCUUCAUCCAUUGGUUUCAUCUCAACUGGUCAAAUCACCGGCAUCACUUUAGCCCUCGCCAUUGCCAAUGCUGUAUUCCUCAACAAAAGCGAGGAUGGAAUCAAGGCCAUCUUACCAAAUACGCCCACUGCGGAGAUUCAGCAGGCUAUCAUUGGAAUGGGGUCUGCACUUUUCGACGACAUGUCAGAUGAGGAACGGCAGCGGGUGUUGGAGGUCAUCGUCUCUGCACUAAGCAGCACAUACGCCUUGGUCAUUACAGCUGGGGCGUUGGUCGUCGUGCUGAGCCUUCUGCUGAAGAGGAAUAGGCUUUUUGUGACUCCUGCGGCACCUGCCUGA
This is a messenger RNA of Penicillium bovifimosum, 1692 nucleotides long. Its product is annotated as putative MFS drug efflux transporter. Gene Ontology annotation, biological process: transmembrane transport. The record is from RefSeq and is a predicted model, not a curated record. Bases 1 to 1692 code for a protein of 563 amino acids. NCBI's taxonomy places the organism in Eukaryota, Fungi, Ascomycota, Eurotiomycetes, Eurotiales, Aspergillaceae. The transcript has a single exon. Gene Ontology annotation, molecular function: transmembrane transporter activity.